Pundamilia nyererei is the source of this 5899-nucleotide messenger RNA. RefSeq names its product ubiquitin protein ligase E3 component n-recognin 3 (gene ubr3). NCBI's taxonomy places the organism in Eukaryota, Metazoa, Chordata, Actinopteri, Cichliformes, Cichlidae. Gene Ontology annotation, cellular component: cytoplasm; ubiquitin ligase complex. The record is from RefSeq and is a predicted model, not a curated record. Gene Ontology annotation, biological process: protein ubiquitination; ubiquitin-dependent protein catabolic process via the N-end rule pathway. Gene Ontology annotation, molecular function: zinc ion binding; ubiquitin protein ligase activity. Bases 59 to 5626 code for a protein of 1855 amino acids. The transcript is spliced from 40 exons.
CCCGAGAACAUGGAAACAAGACAACAAAAAUAAAUUUGUGGACAACAAGCCAGAGUGCAUGAUGGCGGCGUCGCUGCUACGCCGGGACAAGAAAGCCACUGCCGCCCACUUGAAGGCAGACUUAAACCGGACUGACAAUAGCUCCGGAGUCCGGCAACUACAGGAGCUUCUUGACGCUGUACUGAAUCCCGAAAAACCAGCGGCGGACGGAGAAGCUCUUGACUGGUGUAAAUGUCUGAUUGCAGGAGGCGAAGGUUUCGAUGAGUUCUGCAAAACGGUGCGCUCCUAUGACAACGCGACUCUGUGCGGCUUGGUUUGGACGGCUAAUUUCGUGGCAUAUCGAUGCCGGACCUGUGGCAUCUCUCCGUGCAUGUCGUUGUGUGCUGAGUGCUUCAAUAACGGAGACCACACGGGCCAUGAUUUCAACAUGUUCCGGAGCCAGGCUGGUGGGGCCUGUGACUGUGGAGACAGUAAUGUCAUGCGAGAGAGUGGGUUUUGUCGAAGGCAUCGGUUGAGAACUGGGGAAAAUAUCCCCUUAAUUCCCAGAGACCUGCUCUUGAUGUCUGAGAUGGUUCUUCCCCGCUUUAUCCUGUGUAUCAUACAGUAUCUGAGAGAUGGAUAUGUUGAACCAGACACCUCAACUGAGAGAGAUCUACAGAAAGUCCUGCAACAGCUGGAGCCUCAGAUCUCCUUCCUUGAGGAGCUUACAAAGAUGGGAGGAGCAAUGAGGACUGUGCUGACAAAAAUCUUGACCAAUCAGCAGGCAUUCAAGGAGCUGAGCAUGGGCCAAGAGGAGAAUUUGUAUGCUAAGAAGAACUAUGACAAGUAUUUGUCAGCACUGAAGAAUUCAGGUCUGGUAUCAGUGGAGGAAAAAGGCCAGAGUGCUGCUGCUGAUGUUGGUGUUGGGGCUGAAGGAGGUGCAGGCGCGAUGGUCCUGUUAGGAAACAGCGGACCAGGGAGUCCAGACGAGCAAUGUAAAGAGGAGGAUCAAGAUGGAGGACAGUCUGUUGGUCAGAGGAAGAGGGUUAAGCUGAGUAGCAGUACCAAAGACCCUUGUAUUAUUGAAUCUCUGAAGCAUAAAUGCUUCCUGGAAGAGUUGCUGUUUUGGACAAUAAAAUACGAGUUUCCUCAGAAGAUGGUCACCUUCUUAUUAAACAUGUUGCCAGAUCAAGAUUACAAGAUCACCUUUACAAAAACAUUUGUCCAACAUUACGCUUUCAUCAUGAAAACGCUGAUGAAAAGCCACGAGUCGGAUACGAUGUCCAACCGCAUCGUGCACAUUAGUGUGCAGCUGUUCAGCAACGAGGAGCUGGCUCGACAUGUCACAGAGGAGUGUCAGCUGCUGGACAUCAUGGUCACAGUCCUCCUGUACAUGAUGGAGAGUUGCCUUAUUAAAAGUGAGCUUCAGGAUGAAGAGAACAAUCGGCAUGUUGUGGUGAACUGCAGUGAAGCACUAUUGAAGAACAACACCUACUGGCCCCUAGUUAGUGAUUUCAUUAACAUCCUCUCACACCAAAGUGUAGCGAAAAAGUUCCUGGAAGACCACUCAUUGUUGAUGCUGUGGAUGAGCUUUGUGUCGUUUUUCCAAGGUAUGAAUCUGAAUAAGCGGGAGUUGAAUGAACAUGUGGAAUUUGAGUCUCAGACGUACUAUGCAGCAUUCGCAGCAGAGCUUGAGGCCUGUGCACAACCAAUGUGGGGUCUCUUAACACACUGCAAAGUCAAAGAAACACAAGAAUACACUAAAACUGUGGUUCGAUACUGUCUGGAGACCUUGCAGAUCUGGUUUGAUGCCAUUGGCUUCAUUGACGAGCCUGCUCCGAAUCAAGUGACAUUUCACCUGCCACUCCACCGCUACUACGCCAUGUUCCUCAGUAAGGCUGUAAAAUGCCAAGGACUGGAUCUGGACAGCCUCCUUCCUGACCAAGAGAUGUUGAUGAAGAUCAUGGUGCAUCCACUCCAGAUCCAGGCGUGCCUGUCAGAAAUCCACAGCAACAUGUGGGUGAGGAAUGGACUGCAGAUUAAGGGACAGGCUAUGACUUACGUGCAGUCACACUUCUGCAACUCCAUGAUUGAUCCUGACAUCUAUCUGCUGCAGGUUUGUGCAUCAAGACUAGACCCUGACUACUUUAUCUCAAGUGUUUUUGAGAGGUUUAAAGUAGUCGACCUGUUGACCAUGGCGUCUCAGCAUCAGAAUGCCGUGUUGGACUCUGAGCAAGAGAGACCAAUGCUAGAAGGAGCGCUUACCUUUCUGGUCAUACUAACAAGCCUUCGCAUUCAUUUGGGGAUGACCGAUGAUGAGAUCCUUCGGGCUGAAAUGGUCUCUCAGUUGUGCAUGAACGAUCGUACGCACAGCGCACUCUUAGACCUUAUUCCUGAAAAUCCCAACCCAAAGAGUGGCAUUGUACCCGGUAGCUGUAGUUUUGAGGAUAUGCUCUCUGCUGUAGCCGACUUCAAAGCACCUGUGUUUGAGCCUGGAGGAUCCAUGCAGCAGGGCAUGUACACACCCAAAGCUGAAGUGUGGGAGAAAGAGUUUGACCCCAUCAUGGUCGUUCUCAGAACAGUCUAUCGCCGUGAUGUCCAGUCCGCAAUGGACAGAUAUGCAGCAUUUUUGAAACAGUUUGGCAUUCACACUGGCAACCCCUGGCCACCAUACAAGGAGAGGACUCCUCUGCACCCAUGUUACAAAGGUCUAAUAAGGCUGUUGCACUGCAAGACGCUGCACAUUGUGAUAUUCACUCUACUUUACAAGAUCUGGAUGGAUCAUCAGAACAUGUCUGAACACGUGCUGUGCAUGGUGCUGUACCUGAUUGAACUGGGUUUGGACAACCAGAUUCAAGACAACAAGGAGGAUGAGGAGCCUUGCAUUGAGGAGCACUGUCACGACAGCUGGUUCCCAGGCACCAAUCUCCUCUCCAAUCUGCACCAUGUCAUCAACUUUGUCAGGGUGCGGGUUCCUGAGACCGCUCCAGAGGUAAAGAGAGAGGCACCUCCCAGCACCAGCACCGAAGCUUCUUCUUAUGGCCAGAACUCCAGGCGUCUUUCAGGAAAUUGGAGAGAGAACCUUCGCGAAGCUCAGGUGUUCAGUCUCGUGGCAGAACGUAGGAGGAAAUUCCAAGAGAUAAUCAACCGCAGCACCACCGAAGCCACGCAGGCUGUCAGGCCCAAGAGCUCCUCGACACGCUGGGUUCCGCCAGGCACGCCCCCGCAGCUGGUCACAGAGAUCCUGGAGAUCCGUGAAAGCAUGCUGUCCCUCCUCAUCAAGCUCCACCAAAAGAUGUCGUCUAAGCAGAACUCUCUUUCGGCAUCUUGGCUAGAGGACAUCGAGUCGAACCGCCUCGCUCACGGAGACGGCAUAACAGCCAUUGAACGUAUCCUCACCAAGGCAGCCGCGCGCAGCUGCCAAAUCAAGCGUAGCAUCCAGGACAUUUGUGGAAAGGUGUGUCCACCAGUACCACCAAAGAAGAACAGUCCCACUGACAAGAAAGCCAUGGACAAAGAAGAAAGGCGUCAAAGGGCUAGAGAGAGACAGCAGAAACUGCUUGCUGAAUUUGCCUCCAGGCAGAAGAGUUUCAUGGAAACAGCCAUGGAUGUCGAAUCCCCUGACACUGAAGCAGCCAUGGACUUAGGAGCAUCUGAAGUGAUGGAGUCCGAGAUCCUUUAUGACUGCGUCAUCUGUGGCCAGAGUGGACCUUCCACUGAGGACCGACCCACUGGCCUAGUAGUUCUCCUCCAAGCCUCUUCAGUGCUCGGGCACCGCUGCAAAAGCACGGAGCCUAAAAAUCUGCCGACGAGCGACGAGGAACACGUUUACCCAGCAGACACGUGCGGCGCGGCUAAUGAUGUCAGGCUCACACUCAUGCAACAGUUCUUCAAAGAUAGUUCCUGUCUGCAGUCAGUGUCAAUAGGUUGGGAUGGUGGCGUCUAUGUCCAGACCUGUGGACACACUUUGCAUAUAGAUUGCCAUAAGUCUUACAUGGAGUCUCUGAGGAAUGACCAGGUCCUCCAGGGUUUCUCUGUUGACAAGGGCGAGUUUACAUGCCCGCUGUGUCGACAGUUUGCCAAUAGUGUCCUCCCCUGUCGCCCUGGGAGGGGCACUGAAGCCGGUACCUGGCACACACCCACAAACAAGAAGACGUCUGUGCUCGUAAAAGAGGUGGAAGAACUUCAGGAGAAACCUGGCCUGUUCCCAACGGAGUCUAAUUUGAGUAAAGAGAUGGAGUUAGUAAUCAAAGACAUCAAGAACACCACCCAGAAGAAGUACAUGGACUAUGGCAGGAACCCUGGCUCCCCUGACAAUGAUUUCCUCUUCAUGUAUUCAGUGGCAAGGACAAACCUGGAGUUGGAACUUGUGCAUCGAGGAGGAAACUUGUGUUCUGGAGGAGCCAGUGCAGCUGCCAAACGCUCAUGUCUCAAUCAGCUGUUUCACGUGUUGGCCAUGCACAUGCGUCUGUACAGCAUCGAUUCAGCCUACAACCCCUGGACGAAGUUGACUCAGAUUGUACAAAUUAAAGAGGCAGAUUCCUUUGAUGAAGAGAGGCCUGAGGUACCCAUGCUGUUUCGAGACGUCCCGUCGCUCCUGAUUAUCUUUGUGUUAACAAUGCCCCAGCCUCUGCGUAAAGAGCACUUUACCUGCGUGGUGAAGAUGUUGUACAACCUGCAGUUCACUCAGGCUCUGGCUGCACUGUCAACAAAGUUCAGCUCAGAGGAAAGGCAGGCCUGGAGCACAUCUGGAGCACUCAAGAAGAGCGCUGCAAAUUCUGAUAAGUCUUUUGAAGCACUGCUCAGUCAUGUUAUCAGUGAGCUCUCGAAGGACAAGAGUGUCUACAAGGUGAACUCUGAAGAAGCAACAAUGCUGAGCUCCAGUGUGUGGUCCCCGCAGUCUAUCGAGUUCAGCCUGCAGCAGUUCUGCCUGCCCUUCCUGCGCCUCUCCUGCCUUUUGCAGCAUCACCUGUAUGGAGACAACCUAACCGGCUGCUUGGAGGAAGAGGAGUUUGCAUCCUUGGCUGUAUGUUUAGGGCUUUUACCCUCCGCCCCUCAGCCUGCCAACACCGUGCAAAGUGCCUCGUGUCUGGAGUGGCCAGUCAACACCUUUGACUUGGUGACGCAGUGGGGCGCUGAGGUCAAAGGGCUCUCUCAGAUACAUGCUGACGAGUCACUGACCUUGCUGGUCCACGAUCCUCAGUGGGCAGCGCCCCGUCUCCUGCAGCUGCCUGACAACUACAAUAUCAUCUUCCAGUACUAUCACAGAAAGGCCUGCUCUGCCUGCAAAAAGGUGCCAAAAGACCCCGCGCUCUGCCUUGUUUGCGGCGCUUUCGUCUGUCUCAAAGGCGUGUGCUGCAAGCAGCAGGGUAUCUGUGAAUGCGUUUUGCACUCCCAACAUUGUGGUGCUGCGACAGGCAUCUUUCUACUGAUAAAUGCUUCAGUCAUCAUCAUCAUCCGUGGACAUCGUUUCUGUCUGUGGGGCUCUGUUUACCUUGAUGCACACGGAGAGGAAGAUCGGGAUUUACGUCGUGGCAAGCCUCUCUACUUAUGUGAGGAGCGGUAUCGAGUGUUGGAGCAACAGUGGGUUUCACACACCUUUGAUCACAUCAACAAGCGUUGGGGGCCUCAUUAUAAUGGACUCUAAGAUCUUCCAAAGUCCACUGAAAAACCACAUCCCAUGAUGGAGAAGAUUUUUUUUUUUAGUUUUGUUUUUUUUAGGGAUUUUUUUUCCUUCUGGCUUAUGUGUCUGCCUUGAUCAAAAUAUUUGGAAACUCUUGCUGUGAUAAACACAAACAUCCAGCGAGGGCUAUUUCUGCCACAGCCUUGGUUUAUGUGAAGUUUGGUGUACAGUCAUGCCUAAAGAUUUAACACGUGUGUGUGUUCAAGUGAUUUAUUGUGUGGUUUUUCUACAGGGAAA